Eruca vesicaria subsp. sativa (arugula) is the source of this 660-nucleotide messenger RNA. NCBI's taxonomy places the organism in Eukaryota, Viridiplantae, Streptophyta, Magnoliopsida, Brassicales, Brassicaceae. The record is from the annotation of a GenBank genome assembly.
AUGGGAAACAAUGCUCUGAGCAGCAUGAUGACAACUCUAGAGAAUAUUUCUAGAAAAUUUGAUCACUAUGAAGGUAGAUUUCAGACGUUUGAAUCGCGGCUAAACGCCAACAAUUCCAAAUUGGUUGACUUCACCCAGAACAUGGAUAAGAUUUUUAUUAUUGUAAUAGUGAAAGCUUCAAUGGAUGAGCGUCUGAGAGUUCUAGGUGUAGGAAAAAGUAUCGAAAUCUACGAUAACUUCUCAAAAGUCCCCGAACAAUAUUUACAGUUGCCAUUACCACAACCGCAAUCUAACCAGUUUCCAUCACAGCUGCAGAAUACACAGCAGAAGUCUGUCAAUAGUCGAAUGUUAGCUAAGACCCCUGAGGAGCUUGAUAAGUUUAACAAAGUUUGGGGGCAAAAAAAGUUUAAGAGUUUUGGCACUACAAUGCCUGCUAAAGCUGUUGCUCUUGAUUUCUUUAAUAUUUCUCUUGCAAGGAUGCUAAGGCUCCAGCCUAUAUGCGCGGCUACAGGUGCAGGCCAAAACAGACGGAUAAGGAAGUAUUACAAAAGAAGGAGACCAUUGCCAAGAAGAGGACAGAGACUGCGUGAAAGAAGAAGGAGGCGGCUGAGUAAAAAAAUUAAACAUGCUGAGUUAAAGAAUCAAGAAGCCACUGUUUAA